Molecule: messenger RNA, 1317 nt
Organism: Heterostelium album PN500
Lineage: Eukaryota; Evosea; Eumycetozoa; Acytosteliales; Acytosteliaceae
Gene: gtf2h2
Product: TFIIH subunit
Exons: 4
Coding region: 1-1317 (438 amino acids)
Biological process (GO): nucleotide-excision repair; regulation of transcription by RNA polymerase II; DNA-templated transcription
Cellular component (GO): transcription factor TFIIH core complex; transcription factor TFIIH holo complex
Molecular function (GO): zinc ion binding
Source: RefSeq, a predicted model, not a curated record
AUGAUUUAUUUUACAAAAGAGAUGAUGAUUGGUAGAAGAAGAAGAGGAAAUAAUAAAGAUGAUGGAUAUAAUUUGGAUGAAGAUCAAGACCCAGAUCAUGUUUUGCAAUUAAAUGAUCAAGGUACCAACAAGUACAAAUGGGAGAGUCAAUUCGAGAGGACAUGGGAUGACAUUGAAGAAGAUGAAUCUGGUUUGAGACCAUCGCUGCAGGAAGAGCGUAUCAUGAGGACAAGACGACAGAGAAUAGAUGCUCAACGUGUUCGUAGAGGAAUGCAGCGUCAUAUCUGUCUCAUCGUAGAUCUUUCAAAGACUUUGGCAUCUCAAGACAUGAAACCAUCACGUCAUCAAUGCCUUUUAAAUUCAUCGGAAUCGUUCAUCAAAGAAUUCUUUGAUCAAAAUCCAAUAUCACAGAUCUCAUUGAUUGUCACAAAGAACUCGAAAGCAGAGAAACUAACUGAACUCAAUGGCAACCCAAACAGACACAUCACAGCAUUGAAAAAUACUUCUGCAAUGGAAGGUGAUCCAUCCAUUCAAAAUAGUUUAGAAGUUGCAAUAUCAACAUUAAGUCAUGUACCAAAAUAUGGAAGUAGAGAAAUCAUUGUUAUUUAUUCUAGUUUGACAACCUGUGACCCAGGAGAUUUAACAAAAACUAUAGAGAUCCUAAAGAACGAACAGAUUAGAGUGUCUUUUAUUCAUAUGGCAGCAGAGUUGUUUAUUUGCAAGCAUAUCUCCGAACAGACCCAUGGCACUAUGAAAGUGGUACUGAAUGAAGAGCAUUUCAACGAGUGUCUGAUGCUACAUUGUCAGCCACCACCAACAUUCGGAAAGACAGAAGCAGCACUCGUAGAGAUGGGAUUCCCACAGCAACAUACAUCUAGUAUACCAAUGAUGUGCAUGUGUCAUGAGCAACUAAGGUACGUUGGGUACACAUGUCCGCGUUGUUCCAGCAAAUUCUGUGAACUUCCAACCGACUGUCAAAUUUGUAAUCUAUCGUUAGUCUCGUCACCACAUCUCGCCAGAUCCUAUCACCAUCUAUUCCAAGUCCCUCUUUUCACAGAGAUCAAUUGGAGAGAGUUGAAAACAGAGAUAUCAUGUUUUGGAUGUCUAACCGUUCCAAAGUCUUCUUCAUUGUUUUUUGGUUGUCCAAGAUGUAAACAAUCAUUCUGUUUUGAAUGUGAUCAAUUUAUACAUGAAUCACUGCACAAUUGUCCUGGUUGCGAAAAUAAUUUAAAUACCAACGAAAAUGAUGUAAAUAAUAAUAGCAAUCAUAGUCAAAAUGGUAAUGAUCAUGGUAGUGACCAACCCAUCUCUCAAUAA